Molecule: messenger RNA, 2715 nt
Organism: Solanum verrucosum
Lineage: Eukaryota; Viridiplantae; Streptophyta; Magnoliopsida; Solanales; Solanaceae
Product: probable inactive leucine-rich repeat receptor-like protein kinase At3g03770
Exons: 7
Coding region: 256-2559 (767 amino acids)
Biological process (GO): protein phosphorylation
Molecular function (GO): ATP binding; protein kinase activity; protein binding
Source: RefSeq, a predicted model, not a curated record
GAACAUUCCUUUAAUUUGCAAUUAUAGGUCAAUUUAUUCGCAUUUUUAAUGGGGUUUUAUCAAGAUUGUAGCAGCAUUAACUGUUUGGUAGCUCAAUCUUGACUUGUCUGCACAUUUAGACUUUAAUGCUUUUCAUUUUCACUGAACUAGAAAGGGUCCACCCAUGUAAUUUUCUUAUUCAUGAUUAGCCAAGAACGUAAAAUGGGUUGCUUCAAGAUUGUUGGAAACUUGGCUCCAUUUUGAAGUCACUGUUAAAUGGGUUUCUUCAAGAUUUUUGUGAUAGUGUUGGUUAUUUGCGCUUUCUUUAUAGCAAAUACUUAUCAGUUACAGUCCUAUGAAAUUCAAGCUCUUCUUCAGUUGAGGAAGCACUUGGAAUAUCCAGUUCAGUUGGAUGUUUGGGAGAAUUACCAUGGAGAUUUUUGCAGCUUGACUUCAACACUGCAUAUGAGCAUUACCUGUCAAGAUAACUCUGUUACUGAACUCAAAAUUAAAGGAGAUAAGUUAGUUAAGUUGAAUGAAUUUCAUGGAUUUGCAAUUCCAAACCAAACAUUAUCUGAGGGUUUCUCCAUUGAUUCUUUUGUUACCACAUUGACAAGGCUAAGUAGCUUAAAGGUUCUUACUUUAGUUUCUCUUGGUAUUUGGGGACCCCUUCCUGAUAAAAUUCAUAGGUUAGCUUCACUUGAACUUUUGGAUAUGAGUUCAAAUUUUCUAUUUGGUUCUGUUCCUUUUCAGAUGUCAAGAUUGAUUAAGCUUCAUACUUUGACAUUAGAUGCCAAUUUUUUCAAUGAAACUUUCCCUGAUUGGUUUGAUUCUUUACACAAUCUUACUAUAUUAAGCUUCAAGAACAACAGGUUGAAGGGUCAGUUUCCUUCUUCAAUGUCUAAAAUCACAACCCUCACUGACAUUGUUCUGUCACACAAUGUGCUUUCUGGUAAAUUGCCCGAUUUAACGGCCUUGUCUAAGUUGCUUUUGUUGGAUUUAAGGGAAAAUCAUUUGGAUUCUCAAUUGCCACCCUUGCCAAAAGGACUUACCACAGUUCUUCUUAGCAGUAACGUUUUUACGGGUGAAAUCCCAGUAGAAUUUGGCACACUAAAUCAACUUCAACACCUUGAUCUGUCGAAUAAUUCUCUCAGUGGAAUGCUGCCUGCUGGCUUAUUCUCUUUGUCUAGCAUUAGUUACUUGAAUUUAGCGUCUAAUGUUCUUAGUGGUUCACUUCCUAGCCAGCUCAAUUGUGGGGGUGAACUUGGUUUUGUUGAUAUUUCUGAUAAUAGAUUAGUUGGUGGGCUUCCUUCUUGCUUGAACACUAUUUCAGAUAAGCGAAUUGUCAAGGUUGGUGGAAAUUGCUUGUCUCUUGACACUCAAUAUCAGCAUUCAGAGGGCUAUUGUAAACAAGCUAAUUCGGAUAAGAAACAGAUCACAGGAAAACAAAUAGCAUUGUUGGCAGGUGUUAUUGGGGGAAUUGUAAUUGUUGUGGUGUUUCUGUUAGUUGUCCUUUUCAUCUUCCGUAGAAAACGACAUGCGCGUAACAUGGUGGAUAAGCACAUUCCUCCGAAAGUUGUGCAAAAUACACAGCCCAGGGUUCCCUCUGAACUCCUAGCAAAUGCCAGAGUCAUUUCUCAAGUGGCAAACACAGGAUCACAAGGUGCCCCAUCAUAUAGAGUGUUCUCCAUGGAAGAAUUGCUAGAAGCAACAGAAAAUUUUGAUCAGUCAGCAUUACUUGGUGAAGGGUCAGUUGGAAAAAUUUACAAGGGAAGAUUAGAGAAUGGAGCUUACAUAGCUGUAAGGUCACUAAAUGUGUACAAAAGAUACUCUAACCGGAACCUCAAACUACGAUUGGACUUACUGUCAAAGUUUCGUCACCCCCAUUUAGUUAGCCUUCUGGGUCACUGCAUUGAUGGUGGAGCACCAGAUGAUUCAACUGUCCCCAGAAUUUUUCUCAUUUAUGAAUAUAUCUCUAAUGGAAACUUCCGUGCUCAUCUAUCAGAAAAUAGUUCAAGAAGGAUCCUCAAGUGGUCAGACAGGUUGUCGGUGCUGAUUGGUGUUGCCAAGGCAGUGCACUUUCUUCACACAGGUGUAAUUCCUUCUUCAUUUAGCAACCGCUUGAAAACGAGUAACAUAUUGCUUGAUGAGCAUAACAUGGCAAAAUUAAGUGAUUUUGGGAUGUCCAUUCUUAUGGAAGAAAGUGAAAAGGCAAAAGGAGAUGACGUCACCUCCUGGCAUAUGACAAAGAAAGAGGACGAUGUUUAUAACUUUGGUUUCAUAUUACUGGAGUCGCUGGUUGGCCCUUCUGUCAGUGGAAAAGGAGAAGCAUUUUUGAUGAAUGAAAUGGCAUCCUUUGGUAGCCAAGAUGGUCGACGCAGAAUUGUGGAUCCAAUAGUGCUAGCCACUAGCUCCAAUGAGUCAUUGUCAAUUGUAAUAUCCAUCACCAACAAAUGCAUAUCUACAGAGUCAUCAACUCGCCCCUCGUUUGAGGAUGUUCUCUGGAACCUACAAUAUGCUGCUCAAGUUCAAGCUACAGCUGAUGCAGAUCAGAAAUCUGAUGCUACUUCACCGUCAUAAGCUAUUUGAGAAGUACAACUGCAUCGAAUCAACGAUAUUUAAUUUGGUCAGAGCAUAGGAGAAUGUUAGCUGAUUAAUUUCAUGAUGGUUGUGGGAGUACCAACCGGUAGGCUAGCCUUAAAGCUCAAGUUUAAGCUACAGGUCCUCCCAUAUUUU